This is a messenger RNA of Hyaloscypha bicolor E, 2016 nucleotides long. RefSeq lists its product as uncharacterized. The annotation marks the transcript as partial. Gene Ontology annotation, biological process: proteolysis. Gene Ontology annotation, molecular function: cysteine-type endopeptidase activity. The transcript has a single exon. Lineage: Eukaryota; Fungi; Ascomycota; Leotiomycetes; Helotiales; Hyaloscyphaceae. The record is from RefSeq and is a predicted model, not a curated record.
UGGACGGUGUUGGUCGGCAUCAACUUCUAUGUGAAAGACAAGCAUUUGAAAGGCUGCGUUCGAGACGUUGGAGAUAUCAAGCAGUAUCUCACAGCUAGGUCAAAGCAUGUACAUGUCGACACAUUUACAGCCAGUGUGCCUCUUGACUCUAGCUCAUCUCAUCCAGCUGAAAGCCCAGAGCUUUGGCCCACAUUCAAAAAUUUGACAACCCGACUUGAAGAGAUAACCGCCCAAGCAAAUCGAGGGGAUAUUGUGUACUUUCACUACGCAGGACAUGGGACGCAAGUACCGAGUUCCUCUUCGAAAUACAACAAAACAAACAAAAUCGAUCUAGCCCUGGUGCUUUUUGACGAUAUUCAUGGAAGUCGCUACCUUCGGGGUUUGGAGUUGGCGUGCAUGCUAGAUAAAAUGGCGAAGAAGGGUUUGCACAUCAGAGUUGUUCUCGACUGCUGCCACUCUGGAAGCGUCACAAGAAGCGACGACCCCAAUCAGCCCAAUAUUAGAGGCACUGACUACGAUAGUGCUAUCGAUGCCGCGUUCCCACCUUUCAUAGACAUCGAUCUCGGAUACCAGGACGGGUCAUCCACUCUACGUGAUCCUCGUUGGCAAUUGAAAACACUCCUUAAUCCGGCUGGAUAUGCAGUUUUUACAGCAUGCGGACCCCACGAAACAGCUUAUGAACUCGAACAAGCAGGAGACAGACACGAAGCCUUGUCAUAUUUUUUACUUCGUGCGCUUGCAUCUUUGGAGACUGGUGGCUCAGAAGUUACAAAUCAAUCACUUCAUCAACAAGUUCGUUCCCGGUUCCAUGCUUAUUGGCCGCGACAAAAUCCAAUGCUUUUUGGAAAUAACGAUAUAUCUUUUUGGGGAACUCUCGUUUCAGCACCGCGGACGUAUAUCCCAAUAUUCAAGAAACAUCCUGGCAACACCCUGUAUUUGGAAGCUGGACUUAUCCAUGGGGUAUUUAAAGGCGACCUGUACGACGCCUAUUCAUUCGGAAUUUUGGCAGACACUACAAGGAAACAAGAACAGAUUGUUGCAAAGGUCAAAGUGACCAAUGUUCUCAGUCUCACAUCGGAAGUGGCGGAAAUUAACUCACAAUCUCCCACAGAUCGGGAUACAACAGGAUGGGUGGCAAGGCCAGUCAUGAAUUUUUCUCCACGGAAAAUUUAUGUAAGACUUAUGGCCCACGUUGAUGACACGACACUGUGGAUGGCAGCAGCGAGACGGAGACGUUUUUUGCGCUUUUCUACUGAUGAAGUAGAAGGGGAACCUUCCAUUUUCAACGUUUCACGCAAUGAUGAUGACGAAUACCAAAUUCUGGAUACCUCGUACAAGAGGAUCAUUUGUCUACCUACGGUACACGUCGGUAGUGACGAAUCACUAAAUCGUGUAAUGGAUCUCUUGGAACACCUAGCAACCUUUAAAUACAUCGAAGGGAUUGAGAACCGAAAUCCAACUACAACGCUUCAGUACUCGGUCACUAUUGAAACCAUUGGUCCUGAUGGUGAACCUCUCCGAUUGACAGACCUUCAAAAUGUCAAGAAUAAUGACACAUUACGCUUAUCGAUUGAAAACACUGGGGAAACGGUGAUAUAUGUCGCUCUAUGUUAUCUUGGGCCACGUUGGCAGGUAGAAAUCCUCCCACUCGAUUCGGGUGAAGGGGACUAUCAAGUUGUGCUUCCAAAGGAUGAGAAGCAGGGACAUUCGGGUCGACAGGAGAUAGCAGAAUUGAAAAUGACUGUCUCGGAUUUCUUUAUAGCCCAAGGACAACAUCACUGCAAAGAUAUCCUGAAAUUAUUCAUUACUAGGAAGCCAAUCUCAUUUUCGGCAUUGGUACUGCCUUCUAUUUCUUUGGGCAAGUCAUGGGAAGGAGCCAGUGGACCAAGCCGCGACCGUCAGAGUAACCUAUCGAAUUUCCUGUCAGAGAUGGCCAUACCGAAUCGAGGUACAGAAACUGGUGAUAGGAUGGAAGAUGGGGAAUGGGCAACUUCAAACUUCAUAAUACACACAGCU